CCGGAAGUUCCUUCUCCAUGGAAAUGUGUAAACAACAAGGCGUCAAGACGGAAAUGUAUCGUGACUUGUGAACUUGUCCCACCAUGUAGCAAUCGUAUGGAAAUAAUGAAACAAUAAAAGUGAUUUGAGGGGAAUGGAAGCCUCAGGAGGCUGAAGUGUUCAUCAUCAGAAACGAACUUGAAGAUGUCGACCACCAUUAAACCUUCUGAUGGAGAGAAGGGGGCCCCAGGGGGUGGCUCCCUGAGUAAGAGUACUCACAAGAAAUCUGAAUCUGUCGGCGGUGAAAUGCAGGGUUACGUACACGAACCUAAGAAUGUCAACGUCCACCAGUUCUACCCAGUACUGGAACAUACCUUCACAAAGAGCGCCAGCAGGUUUGCCGAGGAACAGCAGCACCAGAUGGAGGUUGCCAUUAAACAGUUUGUUGAGGAGGAGAACGGGGGUGGCAUGAGGGCAAUCACAAGUGGCGGGGAUGAUGGGGAAGAUGCUGAUGGAGGGGAGCUCCAGGCUGAUGCCAACAACUGUGCCGAAAAUGACCCCCAGCUGUUCCGUGCUAUUUGGGGCAAGAAGCCCGAGCCCCAGCCCGAGCCAGGUGUGUUCUCCACCGCGGUGGAUGAGGAGACGCUGGAGGCAGCGAUGGCCAGGAACAAAAGUAUCUUCACCACAGAAGAGUGGCAGACGGAGUCGAAACCCGCCACGCCCGGCGGGGGACAGAUUAUCAGUGACAGGGCCGAUGAACAUUUAAACAGGUCCGAGGAGUUGAAGAAGUCUGGGGACCACGUGGCAGCCAUCAAGUGUCUGACGAAGGCGAUAGGCCUGAUGCCGGAUGACUCAGUGUUUUACAUACAGAGGGCCGAGAGCUAUGUCCAGCUGUGUGACUUCCAGUCCGCUGUCCUCAACUACAAGAAGGCAUGCCUCCUGGGACCCAGCAAUGAGAAGAUCUACAGUCGGCUGGCGUUCCUCUACUACUUUCAGGGCCAAAUGUUGUUUGACCAGCACCUGUAUGCAGAGGCCCUCGAGUCCUUCUCCAGGGCGGCCGAGAUGAAGCCUGACAACAUCGGCUACCACAUCAGAAGUAUCUCCUGUUUGGCGGCGCUGCAGCGUCAUGGAGAGUGCCUGGCAUUGGUCAACAAACGGCUGGAGAUGGACAACACCAACGCAGACCUCUACAUCAUGAGGGCCAGGUUGCAUGAGAUGUUCAGAAACACGACUCUGUGUUACUACGAUGUGAAAGAUGCCCUGGCCCUGGACACGGAGCAUCCUGAAGCCCAGAUGAUGAUGGCCGCCCUGGAGCAUCGAGCAGACGACAACAAGAAACAGGCCAUGCAUCUGAACGUCCUCAGCAAACACAGAGAGGCUCUACAAAAAAUAUCCAUCGCCAUAGAAACGAACCCCUCGGUUGCCGGGUACCAUGUCUUAAGAGGAGCUCUGCAUAGGAAGCUUCACGACUUCAACGCGGCCAUAGAUGACUUCCUGUUGGCCCUUGACAAGUGUGAUCACGAUGAAAGCAAUCCAGUGUACGCCGACUCACAGCGACAGCUUCUGUUGACUUACAAUGACUUUGCUGUGGAGUGCUUCACCAAGGGUUUCUAUGAUGAGGCCAUCAUUCUUCUGAACAAGGCCAUAAAGGGAGAGAAGAAUGAGAAGGGACUCUACAUCAACAGGGGAGACUGUUUCUUCAAGCAGAACGAGCUGAACUUUGCCCUGCAGGACUACCACCAAGCCAUGGAGCUGGACGCCGGCGACCAGGCAACCAAGUCGCGUAUCGCCGUCAUACACAAUGAGUUCGGGGUGGGAGCAUACCAGGAUAAGAACUAUGCUGAGUCAGAGGUGAAGUUCACAAAGGCUAUCCAGUACAACCCCCAUGUUGGGCAGUACUACAUCGCCCGGGCACGCACCAGGUACAUGCUGGAGAACUCAACUGGAGCUCGCCAGGACCUCAUCCUGGGCCUGCUGCUCGACCCCACCAAUGAGGAUGUGAUCUCCAUUCUGUCCCGCCUCUUCCCGGGCAAGUCUGUGGCCGACGUCGUCAACAGCCCGGUCGCCGACGCCGCCCGCUACACUCUGGAGAAUCUUGUAGCCACAGCUUCCCCAAUCCGACUCCAACCACUGGACAGGUUGCAGGGUAGCCAGACAGUGGGUCAAGACCCCAGGCAUGACACACGGGAGGAGGAGGGAGGGUUGUCUCCCCCUGACACCCAGAUGUGGCGGCCGGGAGGGGGCAUCCCAGCCCUGGCGCUGUGUAUUGAGGAGAGAGACUUCAACUUGAUGUUUGCCCACAAGAAGAAGAAGGCGAACACCCGAGUGAAAGACGCGAUGUUCAACCGCAAGACCCUCAAGUACAAUGGCCCCCGCAUGGCCCCCCUGCCUCCCCCCACCUCCCAGCCCCGCUACGGGAGUCUCUCCAUCAGGAAGCAUCAUGUCGUUACCCCUGAACUUGGCCAGCAGAAGGGGUACUCCUGGCGGACAUUUAGUCUGGGUGUUGGAACACAGAACUGAUGUUACAAUAAUGGAUAUGUGCCAAAACCUAUUUAUGUGUGAUAUUGUUGGAGGUCUUGUUAAAUGUUGAAUGAAACUGACAAAAAUAAUUUAAUUCAGCUGCUUAUUUCGAUGCCCUGUCCUGCUAAACCUGAUUUCAGAAACCUUGAAAAAUGUUUAACUGCAUAUGAAGUUGUAAAAAUGGCCAAAGUCAUCUGUGGUACAAUAGAAUCCUGUUUUCUGUUGUGCUUCUGAAAGGUGAAUGAGUGACAGGGGUUUCACACUCACUUCAGCUUCAUCUUCUUUUGACAAGAGGUUAACAAAGAACAUUUUGAUAGCCCAGUGCCUUUUUCCUGUUUGAUAUUAUAUUCAAAAUAUAUGUUGUGCAUGGAGUGAUGUCUAUCUGCAGAAAUACAUUACCAAUACAUCACCAGUACAACACCAAUACAAAAACCAGUACAACACCAGUACAAAAACCACUACACCACCAAUACAUCACAAUACAAGACCAAUACAUCACCAGUACAUCACUGAUACAAAAACCAAUACACCAUCAGUACAACACCAAUACAAGGCCAAUACAAAAACCAGUAAAUCACCAAUACAAGAACCAGUACACCACCAAUACAUCACCAAUACACCACCAAUACAAGACCAGUACACCACCAAUACAUCACCAGAAACCACCAAUACAUCACCAGAACACCCCAUAUACAUCACCAGUGCAGCACCAA
Messenger RNA from Haliotis rufescens (red abalone), 3212 nucleotides. Its product is annotated as tetratricopeptide repeat protein 16-like. Gene Ontology annotation, molecular function: protein binding. The coding region runs from base 184 to 2499 and encodes 771 amino acids. The transcript has 14 exons. NCBI's taxonomy places the organism in Eukaryota, Metazoa, Mollusca, Gastropoda, Lepetellida, Haliotidae. The record is from RefSeq and is a predicted model, not a curated record.